Molecule: messenger RNA, 1308 nt
Organism: Iphiclides podalirius (scarce swallowtail)
Lineage: Eukaryota; Metazoa; Arthropoda; Insecta; Lepidoptera; Papilionidae
Source: the annotation of a GenBank genome assembly
AUGCAACGCGGUCUGCUGAAUGGAGGUUCAUACACGGCCCUGGGCCAGGUAUACCAUGGUACCACUCUUCCUAACAAAAAGAGUGAUAUUAAGAAAUUAUUAAAUAUUGGAGCAGCAGCAAAAAAGAAGUUAGAACCAUUUUUCCGUGGAGUUAAGUGUGAAAUGACCGAGGCAUUAACAGAAAAACCAAAACUGCAACUGGAGGAGAACAAAGGCCUAGUGAAAAUGCCUACACUUAACGCUGAAGAAACUGCUCUACUCAGCAUGGAUGACAUCGAGCUCAAGAACAUCCAGCUGCAGUUCCCGAGUUCGCGCCGUUUCAGCGGCGACGGCGGCUGCGUGGAAGUGAGGGUGCGCACCGACCGCGGCGACAUUUUGGUCGCGGUGCAAGGUGACCGCUCCAAGCCCGCCAUCUUCACCUAUCACGACAUCGGCCUUAACUAUAUCUGCUUCCAACCGUUCUUCAACUUCGUGGACAUGCGCGCUCUCUUGGAGAACUUCUGCGUGUACCACAUCAACGCUCCGGGGCAGGAGGAAGGCGCUCCAAGCCUGCCUGAAGACUAUGUAUACCCGACCAUGGACGAGCUGGCCAACCAGUUAAACUACGUGCUAGGCCACUUCGGCGUCAAGUCAUUCGUCGGUUUCGGAGUGGGCGCUGGCGCGAACAUCCUCGCUAGAUUCGCGCUCGCUCACCCGCAGAAGGUGGAAGCUCUCACCUUAAUCAAUUGCACGUCGAGCCAGGCCGGCUGGAUCGAGUGGGCCUAUCAGAAGAUGAACACCCGUUCCCUGCGCUCGCGCGGCAUGACCCAAGGCGUGCUUGACUACCUCAUGUGGCAUCACUUUGGAAGGUUCGCCGAGGAGCGCAACCACGACCUCGCGCAGAUGUACCGCGCGUACUUCACGCGCAACGUGAACCCCGCCAACCUGUCGCUGCUCAUGGACUCGUACGUGCGCCGCUCCGACCUGGGCAUAGCGCGCGACGCCACCACCAUCCGAGCGCCCGUCCUCAACAUCACCGGCGCCCUAUCGCCGCACGUCGACGACACGGUCACCUUCAACGGCCGCCUGCAGCCCACCAACUCCACCUGGAUGAAGAUAUCCGAUUCUGGUAUGGUGCUAGAAGAACAGCCAGGCAAGAUCUCGGAGGCUUUCCGUCUGUUCUUGCAGGGUGAGGGCUACGUGGCGCCUCUGUCACCGACGAAGAUCGUAGCGUUCCGGCGGCUGUCCGACGCGGGCCGCCGCCGCCCAUGCCGCCACUCGUCUGUCAUCCGCAUAACCGAGAACCCCAUCUCGGAGGUGGUGGUCUGC